AAACAUUCUUCUAUAGCAAGUUAUAAAAUGACUGUGGAACAGAAGUUGGUUUUGAUCACCGGCGCCAAUCAAGGCAUUGGCUUCGAAACAGCCAAAAACCUCAUCUGUUCUGGCAACUACCACGUUAUCCUGGGCUCCCGUGAUUCAGCCAAAGGGGCGGAGUCUGUGAAAGCCCUAGAGUCCCUCCCCGAUACUAGAGGCACUGCCUCCUGGAUCCAGAUCGAUGUCACAGACGACAAGUUCGUCGACGCGGCUGCCGCCCAAGUAGCAUCUCAGUACGGAAAACUUGAUAUCCUAGUCAACAAUGCUGGAAUCGUCUCCCUGGCCCCACCAAGUCGCGAGACAUUUCGGAAAAUCCUAGACGUUAAUGUCGUCGGUGCCCUCAGCACAACUGAAGCCUUCCUGGACCUCCUCCGCAAGUCCUCCGAAAAACGGCUAGUGUUCGUGAGCUCCAGUACUGGUUCCAUCACACAUGCAGCAAAUUCCAGCUCGCCUUACUAUAGCUCUCUCGGUACUGAGUACCGCACGAGCAAGGCAGCUGUCAAUAUGCUGAUGGUGAUGUAUCAAGCAAGGCUGAAGGAUGAGGGAUUUAAGGUGCUAGGGGCAGAUCCUGGGUUGUGUGCUACGAAUUUUACGGGAGAUCCAGAGUCGUUACGGAAAAGGGGUGCUGCAGAGCCGGGGGAUGGUGGCCAUAGAGUGGCGAUUGUGGUUAAGGGGGAGAAGGAUGCGGAUAUUGGGAGGGUUCUGGGUGAUUAUGGUGUUUCCCCUUUUUGAGCUGUAUGCUUUUGACAUAAUAUCAUUCCAAGAUAUCCAUGUCCCAUUUUAUUUCUCUUAUCUACACAUCAGAUGGGGUCUUUCCCGAGCUUCCAUGAGAUAUAAACCAGACGGCGUGCUUGGAUGCGCA
Aspergillus ruber CBS 135680 is the source of this 904-nucleotide messenger RNA. RefSeq names its product NAD(P)-binding protein. The coding region runs from base 28 to 774 and encodes 248 amino acids. The record is from RefSeq and is a predicted model, not a curated record. NCBI's taxonomy places the organism in Eukaryota, Fungi, Ascomycota, Eurotiomycetes, Eurotiales, Aspergillaceae. The transcript is spliced from 2 exons.